This is a messenger RNA of Salvia miltiorrhiza (redroot sage), 720 nucleotides long. RefSeq lists its product as uncharacterized. The record is from RefSeq and is a predicted model, not a curated record. NCBI's taxonomy places the organism in Eukaryota, Viridiplantae, Streptophyta, Magnoliopsida, Lamiales, Lamiaceae. The transcript has 2 exons. Bases 1 to 720 code for a protein of 239 amino acids.
AUGGGAGACUCUCAACCACAAGAUUCCAAAAAAAGGGCAGUGUAUGAAGCAUGGACGCAGGAACAAAGUGAUGCCUUGUUACGAAUUCUGGCUGAAUCUGCAAUUAGGGGACGGCGCGAUAAUAGUGGUAUAUUUAGCAAAGCAACAGUAGAGGAAAUGAUAUUGCAUGUUCUCAAUGAAAAACUUAGGUCCAAUAAAAAUUAUAAUCACUACCAAAGUCGUAUCAAAUGGUUUAAGAGCCGUUGGAAUGCGUAUUCAACACUGUUGAAGUUUAACUCUGGUUUUGGUUAUGACAACGACACCAAAAAAUUCACGGCCUCAGAUGAAGUAUGGGAUGCGUAUAUAGAGGCUCACCCAAAAGAUGCAUACUUACGCACUGGGAGUUUUUCGGAUUAUGAUGAAUUGAGGCUUGCUGUUGGAAACGGUGUAGCUGUAGGAAGAAACGCAAUUGGAGUGGGCAGUGCUACUGAUGCUAGGACAAUAGGAGUUGAUGAAAGUAGAGGUCCGCUCAUAGAGGAGUUGAAUUACGAUACUGCUACUGAGGCGUUUGUAGUACUGGUGAAGAUGAUCCACCGUUAUCCGCCUCCAAAUCACCUUUGGAGCCCACUGAAGUGCCUGUGGAGUCCACUCAGAGAAGAGCUUCCGCCAAAAGAAGCAGAGGCCAGUUUGAGACAAAUUCAGGCCACACUGAAAAUAGUUCGCAUCAGGAGCUCAUGGUAG